Molecule: messenger RNA, 1266 nt
Organism: Symsagittifera roscoffensis
Lineage: Eukaryota; Metazoa; Xenacoelomorpha; Acoela; Convolutidae
Product: activator of 90 kDa heat shock protein ATPase homolog 1-like
Exons: 2
Coding region: 38-1066 (342 amino acids)
Biological process (GO): positive regulation of ATP-dependent activity; protein folding
Cellular component (GO): cytosol
Molecular function (GO): ATPase activator activity; protein-folding chaperone binding
Source: RefSeq, a predicted model, not a curated record
AGAUAUCUUGUGGCAGUGUUAAUUUCUGUUAAAGCCAAUGGCUAAAUGGGGAGAAGGAGACCCGCGUUGGAUCGUCGAGGAGCGCCCUGACGCUACAAACGUAAAUAACUGGCAUUGGAAAGAAAAAGACGCUACGAUGUGGUCAAAGGAGAAACUGAAAGAACUGCUAUCUGAAUUGCAAUUCGGAGAUGAUGCUGGCAAUGCGUUGGAAGUAGAAGAAGUUAGCUUCGGAGACGAAUGUGAAGCGGUGAUAAACAAUCGAAAGCAAAAACUUAUCUUUCUUUAUGAGUUCAAUAUUACGCUGAAGUCUACGGGUUAUACGUCUGAAAAUGAUAAAAUCACAGGAAAAAUUGAGAUCCCGAAUUUAGAACAGCAAGAACCUAUUGAGGAUGUAAAUAUUGAUUUCAUUCAGGAAACUCCAAAAUCGACAAACUCUCAAUAUUACGACUUCUUCAAAAGCAAAGUACGACCCUUUAUUCGAGAGAAACUAAAGAUGUAUGUUACCAUGCUAACUAAAGAGUACUCAAAAGGCCUUGUCCUGCCGACUAAGGAAGCAAAAAUGACCGUCAAUAAACCUGCGGGAGAUAGUAAGAAGAGCACAAUCGAAAGCCAAAAAGCUGAUCAAAGCAAUGGCGUACAGACAGGAUUGAAAAUAUCAACAUUCAAAAUAGAGUUGAAAGAAACAUUUCAAGCAACGGCUCACGACAUCUUGGAAGCUUUUCUUGAUAAGCCACGCGUUGAGGCUUUUACUGGCACUGCUGCUCAAGUAGAUAGAAGCAAAGGGGGUGCAUUUGGUUUGUAUGGAAAAAAUAUAACUGGGUUCUUCGACGUAAUUGAAGAUAAGAAGCUGAAGAUGCGAUGGCGCAAGAGUAACUGGCCACCUGAGCACUACAGCAACGUGGAAAUUGCAUUGAACGAGAGGAGUGAACAAAAUGAGACCGAUUUGAAGUUGGUCCAGACGCUGAUUCCCUCCGACUUCUCGAACGAAAGCGAACUAACCAAUGGAUGGAAAAACAUGUACUUCCAGCCGAUGAAGCAAAGGCUGGCUCUUGGUUACCUACUCUAACGCUAGCUCCAUAAAUUGAUGCUAUCGACUUGCAGGAUCAUUAUGAAAUUGGAUCGAUGAAGUUAAAACCAAAACGGACUCAGAAACUAUCUGUUUCAAUAGUGUCCGAUUUGAUCGAUCAACUAACUGAUCAUUAAAUUAAUGUUACACGACAUGACUUAAAUGUAAUUUUGCUUGGACAAUUCAUUUUUCACAAUUCA